Messenger RNA from Baudoinia panamericana UAMH 10762, 1209 nucleotides. RefSeq lists its product as uncharacterized. NCBI's taxonomy places the organism in Eukaryota, Fungi, Ascomycota, Dothideomycetes, Mycosphaerellales, Teratosphaeriaceae. The record is from RefSeq and is a predicted model, not a curated record. The transcript has 5 exons. The coding region runs from base 1 to 1209 and encodes 402 amino acids.
AUGUUCGUCAAGGCUCUCGUCGGCGUUCUAGCCGCUACGCAGCAGGCCUGCGCCGCGUCCAAUGUUCCUCUCAUCUCUGCCAACAGCUGGGGUAACGGCCGCAUUGACGUCUUCGGUGUGGCAGCGAACGGCUCCAUUCUGCACAAGUACCAUGGUCCAGAUGGAUUCGAGCCCCUCAAUCCUCCCUUCGAGAACUUCCUCGGCAAGGUCAUCAGCACGCCUACAUCAGUGAGCUGGAGGGAGAACCGCCUGGACUACUUCGUCGUUGGCACCAACGGCUCGCUUUAUAACCGGUUCUGGAAUGCCGAUGACUCGAGUUGGCAACCAUGGCCCUACCACGAGGUUCUCAAGGGAUCGAAUGAGGGCAAGGACUUCGUCAGCGUCAGUGCGGCUUCUUGGGGCUCGGGGAGACUGGACAUCGUAGGCAUGACAAAGAAUGGGUCGUACCUUCACAUGUACUACGAUGGAAGCAAUUUCCAGGGCUGGGAGACCUUUGGCGGCAACUUCAGCUCUGCGCCGUAUAUCAUUGCUCCCUGGAAGGGUCAACAACGCUUUGAUGUGUUUGGGUUAAGCAGCAACGGCACCCUCGUGCAUAACUAUUUCGACGGUAGCAACUACAAACCUGGAUACGCUCAGUGGGAAGCACUUCCCGGCCCUGUCAAGAUGACCAGUGCCCCUGUCGCCUCGAGCUGGGGCGCCUCGGAUCUAGACGCCUGGGCCGUAGGCGAGGACGGCCAGCUGUACCACACUUAUUGGCGAGGCUCUGACUACGACGGGUUCGAGUUUCUCGGCGGAAACUUCACGUCUACUCCCCGGGUGGUCCAUUGGGGUGCAAACCGUACGGACAUCAUCGGCCAGUUCGCGAACGAGACGCAGUACCGCUACAAGUACGGCUACUUCAAUACCAUCGAAGGCUUCUGGCAGUGGAGCGACUGGGCCCCGAAGGGCGGCGACUUCGCUUCGCAACCCGUCGUGGUGUCUUGGCAGGAGGGCAAUUUGCACAUCCUUGGUGUUGGAAAUGAUGGCGUGCUGUACUGGCAGAUGUACUGGCCUGGUCAGUGGCUGCCGUCUGCGACCGGGUACUAUCCGCUUGGCAAUAUGUCGAAUCCCUUCCCGUCCACUGAAAGUCGGGAUGACCAACAGGAGAAAGAUGUUGAGACGAGCAACGGCCAGAUCGUGAUGGGAUCGUCCUUCAAGCAAGGUCUCUGA